AUGUCUGACCUGAAGGGCAAGGGUGGGAAAUUGUCCCCUUUAGGACUUUUCAAAGAGAUAUUUAAUUGGUACCCUUCAUCGUAUCCUGCCGAGGAGAGAAAAUUACUAUUCAAGCUGGACUUGUCAAUUCUGAUAUUUGCCUGUCUCUGCUUCUUUGUCAAGUAUCUGGACCAGACAAACAUUAGCAAUGCGUAUGUUAGUGGUCUGAAGGAGGACUUCGGCCUGUACGGCAAUGAGCUCAACUACUUCAACGUCUGCUACUUUACAUCAUAUGUCCUAUUCCAAAUCCCCGGACUACUUCUCAUGUCACGCCCGAAGCUGGCUCGCUGGUUGUUACCUACCCUUGAAGUCCUUUGGGGUAUCUGCACAUUUGCCCAGAGUCGUGUCACCAACGUGCACCAGCUCUAUGCCCUUCGUUUCUUGGUUGGCAUGUUCGAAGCACCUGUCUUCGCUGGAACUCAUUUUAUUCUUGGUUCAUGGUACACGGGUCCCGAGCUAUUCAAACGAGCCGGAACAUGGUUCAUCUGCAACCCGCUCGGUUCGAUGGUUAGUGGAUACCUACAGGCAGCUGCUUAUACCAACCUCUCUGGCGUCGGCGGUAUGCCAGGUUGGAGGUGGCUGUUCGUAAUCGACGGAAUAUUCACUAUCCCCGUGGCCUUACUCGGCUUCUUCAUCUUCCCCGGUAUUCCUGGAUCACCCAGACCAUUCUAUAUGACAGAGCGUGAUGUUGCAUUGGCCAAGGAAAGAACUGUCAGAGCCAAAAUUCGCCAGCCUGGCAAGAUGAGUCUCGACGUCUUCAAGAGGAGUUUCAAGAGAUGGCACAUCUGGGUCUUUAUCACUUGCUACGCUUGCAUGAUCAUCUGCUCUUAUCCGAGCAGCUAUAUGAGCCUAUGGCUCAAACAAGAGGGAUACUCCAUCGAGUCCGUGGUACUAACAGAUCUACUCAAAGAUUCGUUGCCUGUGAGGGAUGAUGCCGAGGAGCGCGCUCUCAUCAUGGGCUCCAUGAUGACCUUUGGCUAUUCGUUCAACAUCUGGGUUCCUUUGCUGGCAUACCCAACUGCUGGCCCCGAUGGUGCGCCGAGAUGGCGAAAGGGAUGGCCAAUAUCAUUCGUCUUUUUCUUCCUACUAUGGGCUGGUUUCGUGGCCUCUGUUUACAUAUGGCGAAGGGAGCAAAAGAAAGAAGCCUUGGAGUCACCCCAGGAAAGUAGUGAUGAGGAAACGGACACUGUGAUAGUUGAUGGGACACCGGCAUUAAAGAACUGA
This is a messenger RNA of Penicillium expansum, 1263 nucleotides long. Its product is annotated as Major facilitator superfamily domain, general substrate transporter. The coding region runs from base 1 to 1263 and encodes 420 amino acids. The transcript is spliced from 11 exons. Gene Ontology annotation, cellular component: membrane. The record is from RefSeq and is a predicted model, not a curated record. Gene Ontology annotation, biological process: transmembrane transport. Gene Ontology annotation, molecular function: transmembrane transporter activity. NCBI's taxonomy places the organism in Eukaryota, Fungi, Ascomycota, Eurotiomycetes, Eurotiales, Aspergillaceae.